AUGUUGUUCAGGGAUCCCUUGGAUUAUCCAUGGAUGCUAUUUCGUCACUCGGCAGCAUCACUUGCUCUUGUCUUCCUCGUUAUAUUAACUCAAAAUCAUUCAGCUCAUUUAACCGACCGGCUUCGACCGCUGAAAACUUCACGGAGCAAAUAGGUCACAAAACUUGAAUAUACCUACGGAGAUAUUAAUAAACCCUACGCAAAUACGGCAACGUCUGAAGGCUAACCGCGCCGCCACUGCGAGGACAAGCUGUCGCAUUGCCAUUUUGGUGCUCCGCGUGAACCAAAAUUAGGCACUCCUCGCUAGAUAUACCCUUCACAUGGCUUCAGGACCCGGCCUUGGAGGGCAGCGAGUUAAGCUAGAGCCAAGCCCGAUCCCUAUGAUCAAGGCAGACCCCGAUGCUCGACCUGAACCCGCGGGUGCAGUAUCUGACGAUGAUAUUUACGAAGACACGGGGGAUUUGGAUUUUUCUAAUUCAAUGCAAGAUGUUUGGUUGACUCGUAUACCGAAAAUGCUUUGGGAGAAUUGGUCAAGGCUCGAAGAUGAUGAGGAAGUGCAAAUUGGGACCAUUAGGGUGGAGGGCGGCCCUACGGACAUCAAACGUGUUAGCAUGCGGCUUAAUGAUACACCUCAAAUGAAAGGCGUUCCGAAAGAUUACAACCUGCGACGACAAAAUGUUAACCCUGAUAAAUCGGCCUUUGCGGUGCAGAACACAUUCAUCUUCACCGAAAAAGAACUACCGGGAUAUCGGGAUAGGACCAAUAUACUGUUUAAUGAGGCUCAGCCCCAUGGAAGAUCAUAUCUAUAUGAGCAGACAAAACGCGAUUCUAGAAAACGAACCAAUCGCAAAAAAUGGGAGCCAUACACUCGGAAAACCAUCCCAAAACAAACGGCCAUCGUCGGUAGCGUCCGUGACGAAUUUAACUGCCUUCCUGUAGAAAAUGAAGAGUAUCAGAGGAUGGCUGAAGCUAGGGCACUUGACGUUCUUAAACCCAAACGCGAAACAAUAUAUAUUGGUAAAGUUAGUGGUGAGAUGCUGAAACCUAAGACUGUUGCAGCUGCCGAUAAAUCUACUUUCAUUCAAGUUGCAAAGCCUCCCAAGGCUCGCGCUCAAGAGAACAAAACGGCCCGUAUGCCCCAAAACGAGCUUCUGGAUCUUAUCUAUGGCUGUUUCCGACGACACAAGUACUGGCCGUUUAAAUCUCUCAAAGCAGAACUCAGGCAGCCUGAGGCUUACCUUAAACAAACCUUGGAAAUGGUGGCCCAUCUUGUCAAAAGCGGAGAUUUUGCAAUGACAUGGGAGCUUAAGCCAGAGGCCAGGGAGAGUAACUACGCCGAUGCCUUGGCCUACAAAGAUGCCAAGGAGGAGCUCCCGCCUACAGCAGGUUACAACUUCGAUUCCGAGGGAGAACCUACUGCUUCAGGGGUUGGUACUGAUAUGGACGAGGACGACCCGAACGUUUCGUUUGAGAACGUAGUUUAGACGGGUAGAACGACCACUUAAAUGAAGUGAAUUGAGUAACAGGGUAUGGCGUUUGAGAAUGAUCUGCUGGCAAAAAAGGGGCCACCUUGCUUUAUGUAACUUAGCCUCCAGGAAUACUAAGGAAAAAUUUUUUGGGGGUUAAUGUCUUCAUAAAUAGUUUAUGUUACAUUAAUAUAUCAAGCUACAUUCAAUAAUCCCAUAGAAUUAGCUCUCCAAGCAUUCAGUCGGACGACUCGGCAUCUCCACCCCUUCGAAAUUUGUUAGGCCGUCCCAUUAGGGUUUAAACCCGACAUAUUCGAAGACCCAUAUGCUCUGGGCGCGGCAAGAAUUCCUUCAUUUUUUGCGGGCAUUUGAAAACACCGUGAAGCGGAGCAACACUUACAAAGCGAUGUUUCGCUCCGCCACCGGUUUAUCACUAUGUAAUAAGAGUAGGAACUCCACUCUCUGGGUCAACGGAAAAUGGAGACGGAAAGUGGAUAUUCUAGUUAAAAGAAAUCAGCUUGUAUGGUGAGGCCAUAACUUACUCAGAUCGAGCACAUAUGCGACUCCCACUGUAACUGAAACCACUCAUAGUCCUGAAAGGUAUUGGAGGUUAUGUCUCUCUAGCAAGCAGACAUGCUACAAAGAGCUUCACAAGGGAAAAACCUCACAACACUAAUUGGGUUGAUAGCCCCAUUGUUUGUUUGUGAUCUAUGAUGCCUCAUUCAUCACACAGUCACUUAUUGAUACCCACAUAAUCAUGAACAUGGCUUUAUAGCUUAAUCGAGGGAAGCAAUUCUCACUAAACAGGAGUAUGCACAUUUUCACAUCUUCUUUUGAGCAUCUUCACUUCACUGCUGAGAAGCUGUCAAUGAUAUAAGCAUCUCACUACGGAUUACAUAGCUUACAUUUUAAAGUUAUUGAGCUUGAAUUUGUAGAUUGUCACAAAUUUUAAGCUUGCUUCUGAGCUGAAUGAGAUCAUAUUCCAAAUCUGCUUCAUACAUCAGAAACCAUGUCUCUUUGCUGUCAUACUGCUUCAAGAACAUCAUUUUACAGAAAAAUUCAUGUUGCUGUCAAAUCAAUAAAUCUUUUGCUAUUGAAAAAAUUCAUAUACAGACUAUCCACAGCAUGCCAACCC
Messenger RNA from Blastomyces gilchristii SLH14081, 2600 nucleotides. Its product is annotated as transcription initiation factor TFIIF subunit beta. Gene Ontology annotation, cellular component: transcription factor TFIIF complex. The coding region runs from base 320 to 1483 and encodes 387 amino acids. Gene Ontology annotation, biological process: transcription initiation at RNA polymerase II promoter; transcription by RNA polymerase II. The record is from RefSeq and is a predicted model, not a curated record. Lineage: Eukaryota; Fungi; Ascomycota; Eurotiomycetes; Onygenales; Ajellomycetaceae. The transcript is spliced from 4 exons.